Monoraphidium neglectum is the source of this 195-nucleotide messenger RNA. RefSeq lists its product as hypothetical. The transcript has a single exon. Gene Ontology annotation, biological process: protein phosphorylation. Gene Ontology annotation, cellular component: cytoplasm; nucleus; plasma membrane. Gene Ontology annotation, molecular function: protein serine/threonine kinase activity. NCBI's taxonomy places the organism in Eukaryota, Viridiplantae, Chlorophyta, Chlorophyceae, Sphaeropleales, Selenastraceae. The record is from RefSeq and is a predicted model, not a curated record. The annotation marks the transcript as partial.
CUCGGCACCCGCGCGGGCGCGGAGGAGAUUAAGGCGCACCCCUUCUUCGAGGGCAUCAACUGGGCGCUGCUGCGGCAGCAGACCCCCCCCUACGUGCCGCGGAAGACCGCGGCGCCGCCGGCCGCGCCCGGCGCCGUGGACGGCGGCGGCAAGGCGGGCGCGCAGCAGGGCGGCGCCGGUUUUGACAACUUCUGA